AUGAAGUGGCUGAAGGCGGGUGCCACUGCGUCGGUGGGUGGGUGUGGCGCAGAGGGAGGUUCGCUGUCGGUGAUGGAUCGAGAAGAAAUGAAUCUCGCCGAGCGGCUCAAAGUCAAAGUGCAACACUUUGCUCGGAGCUGCAAUCGGGACGCGUGCCAAGUCGGAUCGCCCGACGGCUCCACCUUUUGCUCGCGCUCGGACCCUGUGCCGCUCCAUCCAGCACCGUCCAUCCUCACCUCAUCCCGACGCACUUCGAAAACACGUCCGCUCUGCAAGCUUCGCAAGCUCCGCACGCGCAGCGACUCGAAGGAAACCGCUCAAGAGGUUCUUUCGGCGCAUCGCCGCAGCUCGGCGACUCACUAUGGCCAAGCAUCGGUGAGGCCCGGUGGACCGACCAGCCCGACGCCGUCGCAAUCAUCGGGCUUUGCCUCGCUCGGCGCCUCGAUCCAGCGCGCCACGGCGAGCGCACCGAGCGUAGCGGCCAACGACGUGCCGCUCGCCCCGCAGCGGCCGGGCGCACCAUCGCUGCCGGGCGUCACACGAACCACGGCCUCUACUGACGCUGGUGCAUCCACAUCAGCCACCGCGACCGCGGGCCCAUCCGCGCCCCGAGCUGCUGUAGAGCACCGAAGCACGGCCACGGCGGCGAUCGACCCGUCGGCAACCGAGCUGCUUCCCACGGCCACGGCGGCGAUCGACCCGUCGGCAACCGAGCUGCUUCCGUUCGACGAGCAGGCCAAGCUGGUGUACGGCGUGGUGUUUUCGCUGCGCAACAUGGUGCGCAAGCUCGGCGGCGACGCCGAGACGUUCAACAGCUUCACCACCUCGACGUAUACGCUGGCGCAUCUGCACACGCCCACCAUGUACACGCUCGUCAUCGUCACCGAUCCCGUGCCGCCGCCCUCGUCGAUACCGAGCCGCACGAGCGAUGGGUUCGCGAUCGGCAGUGCCUCCGCCGCCUUGUCUGGGCGCUCGUCGUUCGGCACGGGCGGAGGCAUCCCCGGCACCGGCGGCAUGAGUCUCAAGGGCGUGCUGCUACAGAUCUACCGCGGUCCCUGGGUGGAUGGCGUGGUGAGGAAUCCGCUGCUGCGCGCAUUCGAGCGCGAGGAACGCAUCGUUGAUCCAGAUGCAGAUGCCCACAACCCCGCUCAAGCAGGCGUUGCAGUCGUCAGCGAACGCAGAAUCGAUCGCACACACGGUAUCGACACAGACGCCUUCCGUGAAGGUCUCGAGAAAGUGCUGGUGCAGAACAAGCUCUCGGCGCCGGCGUCGUGA
Molecule: messenger RNA, 1275 nt
Organism: Moesziomyces aphidis
Lineage: Eukaryota; Fungi; Basidiomycota; Ustilaginomycetes; Ustilaginales; Ustilaginaceae
Source: the annotation of a GenBank genome assembly